Messenger RNA from Equus caballus (horse), 1033 nucleotides. RefSeq names its product chromosome X CXorf65 homolog (gene CXHXorf65). The record is from RefSeq and is a predicted model, not a curated record. Lineage: Eukaryota; Metazoa; Chordata; Mammalia; Perissodactyla; Equidae.
AUGGGAGACAUGCUGCCCAUGGUAGGAAAAAGGAGUAGUAGACUGAUGCUGUGGAAGCAGUUGUACCACAAAUUAACUAGAAAAGAGUACUGUUCCAGAAACUUGUUUUUCUCUAAGUGUCCUGCUCUCCUUCCAGAGUCCAGUUUAGAGUUAGAUUUCCCGUGUUUCCCCCAUUCCCAACAAAUCUUUUACAGACCCCACCCAAGUUCUUCUCUCCUUAUCCUUCCUCCACCUUCUGCCGCACAUACCACUUCUGACCUCAUAAUCCCUCAACUGCAGCCUCAGGCCCCACCCCUAGGGAUGCUGGUUAUCCACAACUGCCAAAAGCUCUCUCCUGUCUGCCUAGUCUGGGCCUCCUCGGCUUAUGUAAUCCAUCUGCUUCUACACCAUGGGCCUGCUUGGCCCCUCCAGGCCUCUAGAACACCCUCUCCCUGUAUGACUCAUCAGGGGCUCUCUCUGAAGAGUGAGAAGAUCUUCAGAGCAUGUUCAUCUUCAUCAAACAUGGAGAUAAUCAGCAGUUUCUGGUCAACACCAAUUGCUCUGUCCUCCUGUUGUUGCAUUACAUCCGAAAUAAAAUGAAAUUGUCUAAAAAAGAUACCAUCGAUCUGUGUGAUGAAGAGGGGACAAUGAAGUUCUUCUUCCUGUUGAAGACCCCUGGAGACUAUGCCAGCAAAUUCCUUACAGUUCGAAACACCUACUAUGUUUGUAGGGUGGUGCGUGGGCCACCAGGAACCCGACUUGGGAAUGCCUACAAAGCUUUUGUGCCCCUCCUGAAGAAUCCAGAACCUGAGCUAAUUGGGGCCUUGCGCACACAAUGUGAUGAGCUGGAGAGGAGCCGAAUAAAAAUGCUUAAAAGCCAAGAAGCCAAGAAAGUCGUUAUAAUUGAACCCUCUGCGAAAGCCUCAUCCAAAUCAUCAAGACGAUCACAUAACCAGAAGUCCACUCGCAAGGGUCAGUUCUCUAAGACCAGAGCAGACGUUCUCAGUAGGAAGACUAAACGUCGCUAACCAAAUAAACAGACCAAGUGAGAGCA